AGGAGAGGGAAGGGCUGGGGGCAGAACAGACGGGAGAGGACAGCGGGGCAGAUCACCAGCCCAACACCUGCACCUGGUCACUUUGCUUCUCCCACAGGAACCAUUUAAAGUCCCUGUUUCUUGAUCAUCUCUCCUGGUUUUUAGCAGCACAAACUUUUGGGGGAAAAAACCUUUCAGGAGCUCUGAUACCAUUCUCUCUCUUUCUUUUUUUUAUUGUUACGCAGAUGAAUACCUUUGGUGAAAAGCGACUGAUUCGGUAUUGUUGACUCUUUCCCCCCUCCUAUUAUCUAAGAGGAAUUACCAAACCUUUCGGAUUGUUUUAUUCCCUGCGCAGAUCUGAAGCUGAAAGACAUUUUUUUUUCUCUUCUCUUUCAUUUCGGACCAAAAGACGCACAACGCGCGUAAUGCCGCGGUAACAUCCCGCAAGUUUAGCCUCUUUCUGCGGAAAUCAAAGAGCAGGUGUGAAGAUUUGGACGUUAUUCUCUCCUGCCUAACUACACGCCUCGUCUGAGACGGCUGCAGGCCAAGCGUCUGAUCAGAGACAUCAGAGAGAAUUUAGAUCUCUGUGGGCUACCUGCAUGACUGUUACCAUGACAGCAUCUGGAGCCCAGCUCCUCCUGUUGGCCCUGUGUGUUUACAGAGGCUGGGGCGUGCAGCAGUCUGCACCGCGGGUUCGCCUCUCCUUCAAAGAGCUCAUGGACACGAAAGCUGCGCGACCCUUCAGUUUUUCCUUCAACACCAGUGACUACCGCAUCCUUCUCAUGGAUCAGGAUCAGGGCCGCCUGUACCUGGGCAGCCGGGAGUACCUGGUUGCUCUGGACAUGCAAAAUGUCAACAAGGAGCCGCUUAUAAUCCACUGGCCAGCCUCUGCCAAGAGAAAGGGUGAAUGCCAGAUGACAGGAAAGGGUAGACAGGGCGAAUGUGCCAACUUUGUGCGCUUGAUAGAGCCAUGGAACCGCACCCACCUCUACACCUGCGGCACAGGGGCGUACCAACCCAUCUGCACAUUCAUCAACCGAGGCUGGAGGGCAGAGGACUACCUGUUUAGGCUGGUUGCUGGUUAUAUGGAUUCAGGGAAGGGAAAAUGUUCCUAUGAUCCCAAACAAGAGAAUGUUGCACUCCUCAUCAAUGGUAACCUGUACGCAGGUGUACACAUUGACUUUAUGAGCACAGAUGCUGCUCUGUUUAGGACCAUGGGAGGGAGGACAGCUAUCCGGACGGAGCAGUAUGAUUCCAGGUGGCUCAACGAGCCGGUGUUUAUCCAGAUCCAGCAGAUCCCUGACAGUGCAGAAAGGAACGACGACAAACUUUACUUCUUUUUCCGGGAGAAGAGUCUAGACACCAGUGGUGGGGCGAGCCCCACGGUUUUAGCCCGGGUGGGGAGAGUGUGUCUGAAUGAUGAAGGAGGGCAGAAAUCCCUGGUGAACCGCUGGACAACGUUCCUGAAAGCCCGUCUUGUCUGCUCUGUGAUAGGAGACGAUGGAGUGGAGACAUCAUUUGAUGAACUGAGGGAUGUGUUCAUUCAACCAACACAAGAUGAAAGAAACCCCAUGGUGUACGCUCUGUUCGCCACAGCUGGCUCUGUGUUUAAGGGCUCAGCGGUCUGUGUUUACUCAAUGGCUGACAUCCGUAAUGUCUUCAACGGGCCAUUUGCACACAAGCAUGGCCACAACUACCAAUGGACAGAAUACACUGGCAAGAUUCCCUAUCCUCGGCCAGGAACAUGUCCAGGAGGAACCUUCACCCCAGGCAUCAGCUCAUCCAAGAACUUCUCUGAUGAAGCUGUCAAUUUCAUCCGAGCCCAUCCCCUCAUGUUUCAUUCAGUCUAUCCUAUCCAUCGACGCCCCCUGGUGGUGAAGACCAGUGUGGACUACCGGUACACAGCCCUUGUGGUUGACCAGGUGGACGCUGUCGACGGGCGCUAUGAGGUCCUAUUUUUAGGCACAGACCGAGGAACAGUGCAAAAAGUCAUUGUUUUGCCCAAGGACCCAACAACCAUGGAAGAACUGACUCUGGAGGAAGUUGAAGUGUUUCGGACCAGAGUUCCUGUUAAAACAAUGAAAAUAUCUUCAAAAAGACAACAGCUGUACGUGUCAUCGGAUGCGGGGCUGACGCAGGUUUCCCUGCACCGCUGCGGCGUCUAUGGCAGGGCUUGCUCUGACUGCUGCCUGGCCCGCGAUCCCUAUUGCGCUUGGGAUGGAGAGAGCUGCUCUGCCUUCACUCCGUCUACCAAAAGGAGGAGCAGAAGACAGGAUGUAAAGCAUGGAGAUCCGCUGAGGCAGUGCAGAGGCUUUAAUGCCAAAGUGGAGAAACGUCUGAGAGAGACAGUGCAGUUUGGGGUUCAGGGCAGCAGCACCUUCUUGGAGUGUCAGCCUCGCUCCCCUCAGGCCACCGUCAAGUGGCUCUUCCAGAGGGAGGGCAAAAGGAAAGUGCUGAAUCGUGCUGGAGGUGUUCUGAAAACCAACCAGGGUAUCCUCCUGAAGUCUCUCAACCAGUCGGACGCAGGUCUCUACCACUGCCUCGCCACAGAGAAUAACUUUAAGCACACUGUGGCACGUGUGGCUUUACGUAUCCUGGAUCGGGAUAUUGUUUUGGCGCUCACCGCUCAGGAUGAGGAUGACGAGCCUAAAACCCGCCAAGCAGGGCCUCAUCCUCAGUCCCCCGUCAUUUCAACGCCCUUCCCGCCUGAGAUCAGACUGAUUAACCAGUACUGCCAGUCCUACUGGGACCAAGUGGCCCCCAAGCAGCAGCAGCAGAGGAAGCGCACCAGCCGCAGGCACACAGAAAGCCAGGACCAAGGUCUGGGUUAG
Cyprinodon tularosa is the source of this 2810-nucleotide messenger RNA. Its product is annotated as semaphorin-3F-like. The coding region runs from base 579 to 2810 and encodes 743 amino acids. NCBI's taxonomy places the organism in Eukaryota, Metazoa, Chordata, Actinopteri, Cyprinodontiformes, Cyprinodontidae. The transcript has 19 exons. Gene Ontology annotation, molecular function: semaphorin receptor binding; chemorepellent activity. The record is from RefSeq and is a predicted model, not a curated record. Gene Ontology annotation, biological process: negative chemotaxis; negative regulation of axon extension involved in axon guidance; semaphorin-plexin signaling pathway.